Neospora caninum is the source of this 567-nucleotide messenger RNA. RefSeq lists its product as hypothetical. Bases 1 to 567 code for a protein of 188 amino acids. The transcript has a single exon. NCBI's taxonomy places the organism in Eukaryota, Apicomplexa, Conoidasida, Eucoccidiorida, Sarcocystidae. The record is from RefSeq and is a predicted model, not a curated record.
AUGGAAUUUGUGAUCAAAGAACCUCUCUGUGAAGCGGCAGGGCCUUCACGAACCGAGGGGCCGGAGACGUUCCUUGAAAUCUACCUUGCGGAAGAAGUCGAGGCUGGCUCCGAUCGCGAAUUCUCAAUGGAAAGAGCAGCGGAGGCGCCCGUCCCGUUUCCUAUUGGACGGAGCGAUGUGGAUAGUCUCGGUGACAAACGGUUCAGUGAAGAAAAGCCAGAUCCCAGUUCCCCCUCGGCUGCCUCGACUGCGAGCCUCGACUGGGAGGCCCAGACUCUCUCCGCCGUCACCUCGCCGGCGGCUGGGCAGAAAUACAUUUCGCCUUUCACUGGCAACUAUCAAGAGGGGCUUUCCUUUUCACUCUGGAGCUGGGACCGGACUCAACCGACCUAUAAGCCCGAGGAACUGUGGUCGCCUUGGGAAGGCUUUAGUUGCGAUCGCCUGUCAGACGCUCCCGAAGCGAAAGGCACCAAAAGCCACUACGCGGAUUUUCUGCAGGAAACGCAAACUUUUAUCGAGAGAGCGAGGAAACCGAGUGCGCUCUCGCUGCACGUGCUUUGCUCCUGA